Messenger RNA from Megalopta genalis, 4254 nucleotides. RefSeq names its product Thrombospondin (gene Tsp). Gene Ontology annotation, cellular component: extracellular region. The record is from RefSeq and is a predicted model, not a curated record. Gene Ontology annotation, biological process: cell adhesion. Lineage: Eukaryota; Metazoa; Arthropoda; Insecta; Hymenoptera; Halictidae. Gene Ontology annotation, molecular function: calcium ion binding.
GCUCGUAGGCUUUUCCUCGUCUCAGUCGACGAACGCCAACGUCCUGCGAUCUAUUUACUCGCUGGACAUCUCGAGGCAUGCGUUGCCUCAAGUCGAAACGUCCGAGGGAAAAAAGUGAACCGUGAAUUCUCCGCGCUCGAGAGAAGUCGAAUCGGUGAAUUCUGUUCGCAAGGAUCUCCGUUGGACACCGCGACCACCGAAAGGACCACGUGAACCGAUUUCGGACGGUGAAAGAAAAUGCGGAUCCUCCGUGCGUCGAUCGUCGCGGUGCUUCUGACCGUUUACCGCGUCGAUUCCAAUCUCACGGCCGAUAAAGAGUUGACGACGGAUCUUCGAGAAGCAUGGGACGACGACCAGUUCGCGAUCGUCUUCUCCAACGCGAAACCGAAGGAAAACUCGUCGGAGCCAAUGGUCGGCAGGCUUCUGGCGGUGCAUUACGGCGGGACCAGGAAGAUGACGGUGCUGAUGAUCAACAGGCGGGCCAGACGAGUGAUCCUCGAAAGCGUCGACGAGGAUGGGCAUCUGACCACGCAGCACGUCCACGCGAGUAUUUUGCGCAAACACGCGCCCACCAGGAACGUGAUCGUGACGGUGCAUCGGAACGAACCCGAUGCACGGGUCGACGUCUACAUCGACUGCGUCUAUCAAGGCAGGAUACCGUUCAAGGAAUCUUCGAGGGAUCUGGUGGACGACGCGAACGAUCAACGGAUAGAGGCGUUGUGGGAGGAUGAAUGCCAAGCGAAAGUGUAUCGAUCACCGUUCGUCGACGUCGCGUUCAAGGAUGAGAACUGUCCGAAACAUGCGAGUCGGCACGCGAAACGCGCGUCCGAAGGCGGCGGCCACGAUAGAUAUAGUUCGUUGGACGAUAUCGAGCUCGAUCGGGAGCUGGACGAUCGAUGGAACCCCAAUUAUAAGAGAACGCCGAGGAGGGGGGACAUCACGAUCCAAAGCUUGGACGAGAAAGCGUGUCUCACCGAUAGCCAAAUAGUGAAGACUCUGAACGAGUUGAUCGAGGCUGUCAAACAUAUCUGCAGGGAGGUCACAUCGAACAGAAACGAGAUUCAAAGUAUACGACAUCUGAUCGAAAAUUGCGUAGGCUGUUACGAACGUCCCGUUACGCCCGUGACGCCUGCGCCGUCCACUUGCGAUCACAAGUCGCCCUGCUUCCCGGGGGCCGAUUGUCGCGACACCCUGCACGGGCCCAGGUGCGGCCCGUGCCCGCCCGGGUACACCGGCGACGGACGUCAGUGCACCAGGCUGCCCAACCCUUGCGCGAGCAAUCCGUGUUUCCGCGGGGUUAAUUGUUAUAACCGCGUCGACGGUUACAGCUGCGGCACUUGCCCGAAAGGCUACGCGGGCAACGGUGUGACGUGCAGCAUAGCGAACGAGUGCGAGCUGGCCCAUCCCUGCCAUCCCGGGGUCCAAUGUGUCAAACUGAAUCUUGGAUUCAAAUGCGAUCCCUGUCCACGAGGAUACAAGGGCAAUAUCGUCGAGGGAGUCGGUCUGUCCUAUGCCGAGAGCCACAGGCAGGUCUGCCAGGACGUGAACGAGUGUCUGAUCAAUCAUGGUGGUUGCGAUCCGAACUCGGAGUGCAUCAACACAGAGGGCUCGUACAUAUGCGGCGCGUGCAAGUCGGGCUACGUGGGUAACCAGACGAUAGGAUGCCGCCGCAUGGGCAAUAUCUGCGCGGAUUUGACGACGACGUGCGACGAGAACGCCGAGUGCGUGUGCAUCGACAUCGAUCGCUACACCUGCAGGUGUCACGUCGGAUGGGCCGGGAACGGACUCGCCUGCGGACUGGACCGGGACAGCGACGGGAUCCCGGACGGUAACUUGCGGUGCUACGAACAUCACUGUCGCGCGGACAAUUGUCCGUUGAUACCGAACAGCGGUCAGGAAGACGCCGACAGCGACGGAGUGGGCGACGCCUGCGACCCCGACGCCGACAACGACGGCGUGCUGAACUUGUCCGACAAUUGCCCGCUGAUCUCGAACCCGGGCCAGGAGGACAUGGAUCGCGACGGACCGGACUCGGUCGGUGACGUGUGCGACAACUGUCCGUUCGUCAAAAACCCGAGGCAGGAGGACACGGACAAUGACGGCGUAGGCGACGCAUGCGAUCCCGACAUCGACAACGACGGUCUGCCGAACAACCACGACAACUGUCCUGGAAACAAGAACGAGGAUCAGAUCGACUCGGAUCAAGACAGGAUCGGCGAUGCCUGUGACAAUUGUCCCUUCAAUCCCAACCCGGACCAGAUGGAUCAGGAUGGCGACGGAGUGGGCGACGUUUGCGACAACGACAGCGACAGGGAUAGGGACGGCAUUCAAGACGACAGAGACAACUGUCCUGACGUACCGAACGCGGGGCAGAACGACGACGAUCGCGACGGCAUAGGGAACGAGUGCGACGACGACAUCGACAACGACAGAGUGCCGAACCAUCGGGACAAUUGUCCUUACGUGUACAAUCCGAACCAACGUCACAGCCAUCACGAGUACAUCGGCGACGCCUGUUGGAACGACAACGACAACGACACCGUGAUCAAUGUUCAGGACAAUUGUCCGAACAACAGCUUGAUCUGGACGACGGACUUCCGGAAGUACGUGACAAUCGCUCUGGAUCCAUUCGGAACGGCCCAGUCCGACCCAGUCUGGAGGAUCAAUCAUGGCGGCGCCGAGAUCCAGCAGCUGGCCAACAGUGAUCCUGGAAUCGCUAUCGGUCCGGAUGUGUUCGGCGGCGUGGACUUCGAGGGCACGUUCUUCGUGGACGACGACGCCGACGACGAUUUCGUUGGGUUCGUGUUCUCUUACCAAGACAACCGACGCUUCUAUGUCGUCAUGUGGAAGAAGAGACACCAGCCGUAUUGGAUGCCGUCACCGUUCCGGGCGGUCGGGGAGCCAGGAAUUCAGCUGAAGCUCGUCGACUCGAACACCGGCCCCGGAGAAGAACUCAGGAACAGCCUCUGGCACAACGAGGACACCCGGAAUCAAGUCAAGAUACUCUGGAGAGACCCGAUGAAAAUCGGCUGGAAAGAAAGGACUCCGUACAGAUGGCAGCUUCUCCAUAGACCGCAGAUCGGAUUGAUCAGGUUCAGGCUGUACCAGGGCAAACAGCUGAUGGCCGACUCCGGGAACGUCUAUGACUCGACCCUGAAGGGAGGCCGGCUCGGCGUCUACUGCUUCUCCCAGGAAAAGAUCACCUGGUCGAAUCUGUUGUACACGUGUAAAGAAACCGUGCCGCAGUCGGUAUGGAACGAGUUGUCUACCGAUUUGCAGUCCAAGAUAGCCAUAGAGCCGAGCGACAGCGUCAGGCAUUAGCAAUCCGUCCGUCACGACGCUUUUUGAAUUUUCUUUUUUAAUUUCAAACGAUCGAAUCAAAGAAACUUCGUUGUUGUUCCGGUGUUCCUUAUCGUGCCUUAUAAGCUUAUCGACUUUACACUCCUAACAACUCGCGACGCUGUUCUUUCGAUUGCUGGAAGGUGUUCGCAUAAACAUCGAGUUUCAUUAGGUCGUCCUUUAACCGCGGGAAUGAAACAAUCAACCGAAAACACAUUGCUCGGAAGCUGUUGCUAUCGCAGACCGUGGAAAAUUAUCGAUAAAAGGUCGGAGUACAAUAACAUGGACGAGUCGUCGUUGGGAGAAUCGCAGCAGAGACAACCUAACGCGCGUUACACGUUCGCGAGCCGUCGAGUUUCUGUCCGAUGGAAACCGACUUGUUCUCUUUUCUUCUUUUCUUUUUUUUUUGGAAACAUCUACACUCGCUAUUUGUACUUUGAAAGUUAUGGAAAUUGCUUUCGAUGCGAAUUCGUUAGGUAUUGAAACGGAGACGAUUCGAAUCGCUCGCGAACGCAUCGGCUAUCGUGGAAGAACCGACAACGCGACGGACCGAGGCUGACGAGCAGCGUACACGCGAAAAUUUGCUACGCGAGGAGUGGGGGGCAGGCGGCGCAUGCGCGAGAGUUCCGCACAGCGGCAUAGCGUGUCCACCGGGCGAACAUUACAAUUCCGAGCUACGAUCGGACAGAGGCUCUGUCGUUGUUGUGCGAAACUCCCUGCGCAUGGGUCGCCACUCUACUGCUUGCGUAGCGACUUUUCGCGCGUACACUGACAACGAGGCGGCCAUCAUCGAUUCGCGAUUACAAAGAAACCAUAUCUAAUUUCAACAGUAAUAUUAUACGUAUACAUGUAUUUGAAGUAUGUACAUUGUCGGAAAGGAAAUAAACCGCCUAAACGGCGAACCUAUCAACUAUA